Coffea arabica (coffee) is the source of this 3871-nucleotide messenger RNA. RefSeq lists its product as uncharacterized. Gene Ontology annotation, molecular function: hydrolase activity. Lineage: Eukaryota; Viridiplantae; Streptophyta; Magnoliopsida; Gentianales; Rubiaceae. The record is from RefSeq and is a predicted model, not a curated record.
GCAAGCAAUCAUUUGCGCAACCUUUGUCCAAUCACUUCUCUUAUUUAUUUUGUACAAACAUGUACUUGUAAAACCAAGAAAAAACCCUAAUUGUUUUAGCAAAUCUUGCAAGUCAAUUUUCUUGGCAUUUCAGUCAUUAAUUAAUUUUUGGGGGGUUGGGAGAAACGGUUUUGUCUCUGUAAAAAGGAAUAUGCCAUUCUGCCAAACAUUGGUUCCUUAGCAGCCAUUCGGUUUUACGCUAAUUUUUAUUCCAUUUGAUAUAUUUACUCAGUACAGGGCACAAGCUGGCUUUCCCUUCUCCCUCUCUGCAUUUUCCCUCUUUUCCCAUUCAGGAUCCAGGGGCUGGUCUUUGUUCUGCAGUUGGUGGUAAGGAGCUGGCAUGCGUGCAAGAUUUUGAGUCAAGUGAAGUAGCUUGGAUUUGAGAUUGUUUAAUGGGUUCUAAUAGGCAGUCUGUUGGUUUCUUGGAUACUCUCAAUAUGGAGACGGUUAGGACUAUUUUGACUCACACAUCCCCUUAUCCGCAUGAGCAUUCGCGUCAUGCAGUUAUUGCCGUGGUUGUGGGCUGCUUGUUUUUCAUAUCAUCAGAUAAUAUGCACACUCUUAUCCAGAAAUUAGACACCAAUAUUAAAUGGUGGUCUAUGUAUGCUUGUUUGUUCGGAUUCUUCUAUUUCUUUUCAUCUCCUUUCAUAGGGAAAACAAUUAAACCCAGUUAUUCAAAUUUCAGUCGAUGGUAUAUUGCAUGGAUAUUAGUAGCUGCUGUAUAUCAUCUUCCCAGUUUUCAAUCAAUGGGAGUGGAUAUGAGGAUGAAUCUUUCUUUGUUCUUGACAAUUUUUGUCUCAUCAAUUUUGUUUCUUCUGGUCUUCCACAUUGUAUUUCUUGGACUCUGGUAUAUUGGCCUUGUCGCUCGUGUAGCUGGAAAGAGGCCUGAAAUUCUGGCCAUUUUGCAAAAUUGUGCUGUUUUAAGUAUUGCCUGCUGUGUCUUUUAUAGCCAUUGUGGCAACAAUACUGUGUUGACCAAAAAAUCAUUUGAAAGGAGAAGUUCUGGUUGGUUCACACUGUGGAAUAAGGAAGAGCGUAAUACCUGGCUUGCAAAGUUUGUCAGGAUGAAUGAAUUCAAGAAUGAAAUUUGCUCGUCUUGGUUUGCUCCUGUGGGAUCUGCUAGCGAUUACCCGCUCCUCUCCAAGUGGGUUAUUUACGGAGAGUCAAACUGCAGCAACGGUUCAUGUUCAGGAUCAUCAGGUGAUAUUUCUCCCAUAUAUUCAUUAUGGGCCACUUUUAUAGGGCUCUACAUUGCCAACUAUGUUGUCGAAAGAUCAACCGGAUGGGCCCUUAGUCAUCCUAUGUCACUAAAAGAAUUUGAGAAGUUGAAGGAAAAGCAAAUGAAGCCCGAGUUUUUGGAUAUGGUUCCUUGGUACUCCGGGACAUCCGCUGACUUAUUUAAAACAGCUUUUGAUCUACUGGUAUCAGUAACUGUAUUCGUUGGACGCUUCGAUAUGCGUAUGCUGCAGGCAGCAAUGAGCAGCGUUCAAGAUGGAGCUAAACAGGAGGAUCUGCUGUAUGAUCAGUUUACUGAGAAAGAUGAGCUGUGGUUUGAUUUUAUGGCUGAUACUGGUGACGGUGGAAAUUCUUCCUACUCUAUAGCUCGCCUUCUAGCUCAGCCUUUACUCAGGGUCCGAGAGAAUGGUUCUGUGGUUACGCUGCCUCGUGGUAACCUGCUCCUUAUUGGGGGUGAUCUUGCAUAUCCCAAUCCAUCAGAAUUCUCCUAUGAGAAGCGGCUCUUUCGCCCCUUUGAAUAUGCGCUUCAGCCUCCAGCGUGGUAUAAAGAAGAGCAUAUAGCUGUUAAUAAGCCAGAAUUGCCUUGUGGGGAGACUCAAUUGAAGCAGUACAAUGGGCCUCAGUGUUUUCUUAUCCCUGGAAAUCAUGACUGGUUUGAUGGCCUUCAAACUUUUAUGAGAUACAUCUGUCAUAAAAGUUGGUUGGGUGGCUGGUUUAUGCCUCAGAAGAAAAGUUAUUUUGCUUUGCAGCUACCAAAAGGGUGGUGGAUAUUUGGUCUUGAUCUCGCUCUUCUUUGUGAUAUUGAUGUAUACCAGUUCAAGUUCUUCUCAGAGUUAAUAAAGGAAAAGGUUGGGGAAAAUGAUUCAGUGAUCAUUAUGACUCACGAACCCAAUUGGCUUCUUGAUUGGUACUGGAAUGAUGUGACUGGAAAAAAUGUCUCACAUCUGAUUCGUGACCAUUUAAAUGGGAGAUGCAGACUCCGAAUGGCUGGGGAUUUGCAUCACUACAUGCGCCAUUCAUAUGUUCCAUCAGAUAAGCCGGUUCAUGUGCAGCAUUUGCUUGUAAAUGGUUGUGGUGGGGCUUUUUUACACCCCACACACGUGUUCAAUAAUUUCAAUGAACUGUAUGGGACAUCAUUCGAAUGCAAGUCUGCUUAUCCUUCUCUUGAAGAUUCAAGCAGGAUUGCUUUGGGAAAUAUAUUGAAAUUUCGCAAGAAGAAUUGGCAGUUUGAUUUCAUUGGUGGGAUUAUAUACUUUAUCUUGGCAUUUUCCAUGUUCCCUCAGUGUAAGCUAGAUCACAUCUUACAGGAUGAUACCUUUUCUGGUCACUUGAGGAGCUUUUUUAUCACAGUCUGGGAUGCUUUUAUGUACUUGUUGGGACGCUCCUAUGUGUCCUCAGUCAGUGCUUUUCUGCUGCUAGUAGCUUCAGUUAUUUUUGUCCCCAGCAAAGUUUGUCGCAAGAGAAGGGUUCUAAUUGGGAUUCUUCACGCGUCUGCACACUUGGCUUCAGCAUUGAUUCUCAUGUUACUGUUGGAAUUGGGUGUAGAGACUUGUAUCAGACACAAGUUAUUGGCUACUGCAGGUUAUCACACUUUAUAUGAAUGGUACCGAUCUGUGGAGAGCGAGCAUUUUCCAGACCCAACUGGCCUUAGGGCACGUAUAGAACAAUGGACAUUUGGCCUUUAUCCAGCAUGCAUCAAGUAUCUAAUGUCUGCUUUUGAUGUGCCGGAGGUCAUGGCUGUCUCAAGGAAUUACAUCUGCAAGAAGGGGAUAGAGUCACUCUCCCGGCAGGGUGCUGCUAUAUAUUAUGCUUCUGUCUUCCUUUACUUCUGGGUCUUUUCAACCCCAGUGGUUUCAUUGGUUUUUGGAAGCUAUCUGUACAUCUGCAUAAACUGGCUCCAUCUACACUUUGAUGAAGCCUUUUCAUCGCUACGAAUUGCUAAUUACAAGUCCUUCACACGAUUCCAUAUUGACCGCAAAGGCGAUCUUGAAGUUUUCACCCUUGCCGUGGACAAGGUUCCAAAGGAAUGGAAGCUGGAUCCUAACUGGGACGCGGAACCAAAACAGCAUUUGAGCCACCAGCGGAAGUUCCCCAGCAAAUGGCGAGCAACUUCCUCUCAGCAGGAUCCCGUAAGCGCUGUCCGAAUCAUCGACCAUUUUGUUAUUCAACAAACACAGAAAGAAAACUGACACGUGAUCAUUGAGAAUCAUCAAUUGGUUGGUCAUUGAUAUUCUUUUCAGGCAGGACAAUUGGCUGGUAGUGUAACAAAGCUGGUAGUGUAGUUACCUUAGGAAGUUGUAUCACAGAGAAUUGAAAUAUAGGGGGAGAGAAUGCUGCUGCUGGUAAUCAACAAGUACCUUAGAUCAGUGAAAAAUUAAGAAAAGGAGAAAAAAAAAAAAAAAGAGAGAAGAAAUUUUGUUUAUUCUUAAAUUUUGUUGUUUAUUCUUCGGUUGAGGGUUGCAUGACAUGUCUUCUUCCUCGAUGCUAGUGGCUGCAACUAGUUUAGAUGAGUUUGUCACAUCACCGUCUCAUACUGCAAAAUGUGACCGAGGAUUUAAUUUUGCAAAAUCUGCUGUGGAAUUUAAUUUUGCACUGC